Molecule: messenger RNA, 4347 nt
Organism: Dermacentor albipictus
Lineage: Eukaryota; Metazoa; Arthropoda; Arachnida; Ixodida; Ixodidae
Product: adhesive plaque matrix protein-like
Source: RefSeq, a predicted model, not a curated record
AUGGACAGCGAGUGGGAUACAUCCGGCGUCGACGAGUCGGCCCUCGAAGUGUCGACCCUGACCGGUUCUUCGAACGAUGAUGAAAGUGAAACGGACGACAGCGUCACACUCGUCGCAGUUGUGUGCUGCGUCCUGGCGUGCAUCAUCGCCAUAGCCAUCGUGCUAUUCCUAUUGGCAGGGCUGGACGAAUAUGACUCAGGUGACGACGAUGACAUGGAAUAUACGACCAGAUACCUUCCCGCUGGUCGUUCCGCGCCACGGCCAGUGGCCACGCCUACAACGUCAAGACCGGUAACAACGAGGCCCUCCCCUAUUACACGUACUAAGCCUACUACUACACCCGUCACCACGACUACGGUGAAAAAAGCGACUCCGCGACGUCCGCCACCUAAACGCCCUCCACCACCUCCUUCUCCGCCUCCUGCGACAACUAAACGCCGUCCACCACCUCCUCCGCCUCCUGCGACAACUAAACGCCGCCCACCACCUCCUUCGCCACGGCCAGUGGUUACUGAUCGCCCCACAACGAAAGCGCCACCAUCGCCUCCGGUGACAGCUCGCACUACACGGACUAGGUCACCCCCUACAACGUCAAGACCGGCAAAAACAAGGCCAUCUCCUAUUACACGUACUAAGCCUACUACUACACCUGUCACCACGACUACGGUGAAAAAAGCGACUCCGCGACGUCCGCCACCUAAACGCCCUCCACCUCCUUCUCUGCCUCCUGCGACAACUAAACGCCGUCCACCACCUCCUGCGACAACUAAACGCCGUCCACCACCUCCUCCUCCGCCUCCUCCGCCUCCUGCGACAACUAAACGCCGUCCACCACCUCCUCCUCCGCCUCCUCCGCCUCCUACGACAGCUAAACGCCGUCCACCACCUCCUCCGACAACUAAACGCCCUCCUCCACCUCCUCCCCCGCCUCAUCCGACAACUAGACGCCCUCCGCCACCUCCUCCGACAACUAAACGUCCUCCACCACCUACAACAACUAAACGCCGUCCACCACCUCCUCCGACAACUAAACGCCGUCCACCACCUCCUCCUCCACCUCCUCCGCCUCCUGCGACAACUAAACGCCGUCCACCACCUCCUCCGACAACUAAACGCCGUCCACCACCUCCUCCUCCACCUCCUCCGCCUCCUGCGACAACUAAACGCCGUCCACCACCUCCUCCUCCUCCUCCUCCGCCUCCUGCGACAACUAAACGCCGUCCACCACCUCCUCCUCCGCCUCCUCCGCCUCCUACGACAGCUAAACGCCGUCCACCACCUCCUCCUCCACCUCCUCCGCCUCCUGCAACAACUAAACGCCGUCCACCACCUCCUCCUCCGCCUCCUCCGCCUCCUACGACAGCUAAACGCCGUCCACCACCUCCUCCGACAACUAAACGCCCUCCUCCACCUCCUCCCCCGCCUCAUCCGACAACUAGACGCCCUCCGCCACCUCCUCCGACAACUAAACGUCCUCCACCACCUACAACAACUAAACGCCGUCCACCACCUCCUCCGACAACUAAACGCCGUCCACCACCUCCUCCUCCACCUCCUCCGCCUCCUGCGACAACUAAACGCCGUCCACCACCUCCUCCGACAACUAAACGCCGUCCACCACCUCCUCCUCCACCUCCUCCGCCUCCUGCGACAACUAAACGCCGUCCACCACCACCUCCGACAACUAAACGCCGUCCACCACCUCCUCCUCCUCCGCCUCCUGCGACAACUAAACGCCGUCCACCACCUCCUCCUCCGCCUCCUCCGCCUCCUACGACAGCUAAACGCCGUCCACCACCUCCUCCGACAACUAAACGCCGUCCACCACCUCCUCCUCCUCCGCCUCCUGCGACAACUAAACGCCGUCCACCACCUCCUCCUCCGCCUCCUCCGCCUCCUACGACAGCUAAACGCCGUCCACCACCUCCUCCUCCACCUCCUCCGCCUCCUGCAACAACUAAACGCCGUCCACCACCUCCUCCUCCGCCUCCUCCGCCUCCUACGACAGCUAAACGCCGUCCACCACCUCCUCCGACAACUAAACGCCCUCUUCCACCUCCUCCCCCGCCUCAUCCGACAACUAGACGCCCUCCGCCACCUCCUCCGACAACUAAACGUCCUCCACCACCUACAACAACUAAACGCCGUCCACCACCUCCUCCGACAACUAAACGCCGUCCACCACCUCCUCCUCCACCUCCUCCGCCUCCUGCGACAACUAAACGCCGUCCACCACCUCCUCCGACAACUAAACGCCGUCCACCACCUCCUCCUCCUCCGCCUCCUGCGACAACUAAACGCCGUCCACCACCUCCUCCUCCGCCUCCUACGACAGCUAAACGCCGUCCACCACCUCCUUCUCCACCUCCUCCGCCUCCUGCAACAACUAAACGCCGUCCACCACUUCCUCCUCCGCCUCCUCCGCCUCCUCCGCCUCCUACGACAGCUAAACGCCGUCCACCACCUCCUCCGACAACUAAACGCCCUCUUCCACCUCCUCCCCCGCCUCAUCCGACAACUAGACGCCCUCCGCCACCUCCUCCGACAACUAAACGUCCUCCACCACCUACAACAACUAAACGCCCUCCACCACCUCCUCCUCCACCUCCUCCGACAACUAGACGCCCUCCACCACCUCCUCCGACAACUAAACGUCCUCCACCACCUAGAACAACUAAACGCCCUCCACCGCCACCUCCUCCUCCUCCGCCUCCUCCGACAACUAAACGCCCUGCACCACCACCUCCGCCACCUCCUCCUCCUCCGCGAACUCGGCGAACUCGGCCUACUACGCCACCUCCGGUCCCAAAGGGAUUCAUAAAACCUAUUUCGCUUCUGUGCACCAUCGGUGACCGGUCAGGCAACCACACCGUCUAUCCGCAGGAUGGUCUGUGCGACUAUAUCAUCUUCGACUCGAUGUUCAAGAAUAAUCGCAACCGACUUGACCACGACUGGCACGAAGACUUACACAGCUUCCUUGUGAAAGCGAAGGAAUCCGAGGGCAGCAUUUCGCAGUUCGGUUUGGGCUUCAGCUUCCAUCAUCACAAGGAACUCGCACGCGAUCUGAAGAGCGGCGACAUCUUUCUUUACUUGGACUACAAAUUGUUUCACUACGGCGUAAUCGACUGUCCCACGCACGGCGUGACUGAGGCCCAAAUGGACGAGGUGUUCGUGACACUCCUGGUGCUAAAACGCGCACUCGGGAAUGUAGUACACCGCACGUCCGUCAUCCUGGCCGCGCAGUCCGCCACUAUCCAGUGGACCGACUACUUCAAAGCCAAGUUCAAGAACACCUUCAAGCCGGAUCUGUUCAUCUCGCUGGGCCACCAGAUGCGGGGUGAUUCAGAGAAGAGCCGGUGCAUCGCCACGCCGCCAGCCAUGCUGCAGAAGCCUACGGGGUUUCCGGAGGAGCACGACUUGCACGACGCCGCGCGAGCCAUGGCGGCCAUCGCUUUGCAGCCCGACGGACCAGCGAUCUCCAUCUCCGUCUCGUUGAAGGGUCGUUGGUUCAGGCUGAAGCCGAGCGCCAAGCCCGAGGUCUUCGCGCCCUGCCUCACGGGCGGCAUCAAGGGGGACCAAUACGGCGGCUACUGCAAUGUGGUCAGAACACCGCCCUACUCGGGCAACCUGUUGCACGAGGCGCAGCACUACGCCAUGCGCGCCUACGACCCGGUGAAGCGGCUCAUGUUCGUGUACGACAACGAGCAGAGCCUGUGCAAGAAGCUCUGCCUCAUCAAGGCCAACAACAGCAAGCUGAAGUUCGGCGUGGCCAUCUACGACCUGGACUACGACGACUUCCGCGACACCUGCUCGUCGCUCAACACUCACGGAGCCUACAGCCGCACCAAGGUUGUGAGCACUGUGCAGAGGUAUUUAGAGCACGAAUUCACCGAACCGUCCAAGGAGGCCGAGUGUUCCCAGCUAUGGCGAUGAGCCGUUUGAGACCCUGACUGAUAUAUUUAAUGACCGACGCUGCCGUGCCGGUUAUUAAACAGCUUACUCAUCUUGGCUUGGGUUAUUUGACCGACGCGGCUAUGAAUCGGGCCGUUUCCGAUUCGAUUGACAAGUGUCGGCUCCUGGUGGCUUUUGCUUCUUUUCGUUGUGUACUCUUGUGUACAACGCUUGGCAAUGUAUUGAGGUCUGCUUGGCAUGGGGGGCAAGGUACUUAGAGGUAAUUCGUUAAGUGACACGCUCACCGCUUAUUGGUUUUGCGUGGCCAUAAUUCAGUUGGUCGUCGGGGAAUAUUCUACGACCUCUGGGAGGGCGCAAAAGCGCGUUUCUGUGGGAAAGAAUUGUGGCGGACGUAACCGGCAUCGUCUGUAUCAGUUGCUAACAUUUGCACAGUAA